AUGGCGCCAAGCAGCACCAACCGCGACCGCCGCCGCGUGGUCCUCCUACCGCUGCCCUACCAAGGCCACAUCAACCCCAUGCUUCGCCUCGCCGCCGCGCUGCACUCCCGUGGCCUCGCGGUCACCAUCCUCCACCCAGAGACCCGCGCGCCGGACCGCGGGAAGCUCCCGGCGGACUACCGCCUAGUCACCAUCCCGGACAACAUACCUCCGGAGGUCGCCGCGUCCAGGGACGUCGCGUCGUUCGUCUUCGCGCUGAAUAGGAACUGCGCAGCGGCGUUCCGGGACUACCUGGCCGGCGCCCUCAGGGAGGAGGAGGAAGGGGAGGACGGCCACGUCGCCUUCGUGGUCGCCGACGUGGACUGGUUUGUGCCGCUCUCCGUGGCUAGGGAGCUUGGCGUGGCCGCUCUGGCCCUCAUGACGAGCAGCGCCGUCAGGUUCCUGGUGUACUUGGCGUACCCAAGUCUAUGCCACAAGGGCUACUUGCCCGUUCAAGUGGAGGAGCUUCCCCCCUUCGUUGUGCAAGACUUGCAUCGUGUGAUGGACAAGACUCGACACCUCGCGUACACAGAUCUCCUCGCCCACAUCGUCGCCGGCGUACGGCAAUCCUCGGGCCUAAUAAUCAACACAUCCGAAGACAUCGAGGGCAUGGAGAUCGAGAGAAUCCGCAGCGAGAUUGCCCUCCCGGUGUUCUCCAUCGGCCCUCUGCACAUGAUGACGUCUUCAUCCGUCGAGAGCAGCCUACUGACAGAAGAUCGCAGCUGUUUGGACUGGUUGGACACACAACGGCCAAACUCUGUGGUCUACGUGAGCUUUGGGAGCCUGGUGGGCAUCGACACAGAUGAGUUCUUGGAGAUGGCCUGGGGCCUGGCUAACAGCCAGCGCCCGUUUGUGUGGGUGGUCCGGCCGAGGCUUGUGCACGAUUGCGAGUCCAGUGCGAUCCCUGGCGAGCUGCAGCAGAAGAUGGGCAACAGAGGUAGGAUAGUGAGCUGGGCUCCGCAGCAGGAGGUGCUGAGGCAUCCGUCUGUGGCCGCGUUCCUCACGCACUGCGGGUGGAACUCGACGACGGAGAGCAUAUCGGAAGGUGUGCCGAUGAUAUUCAGGCCAGCCUCUGGAAGCCGGCCGAACCUGCCUCCGGGCCCAUGGGCGCUGCCGGUGAUCGGCCACAUGCACUUCCUGCUGGGCGCCCUGCCGCACCAGGCCAUGCGCAGUCUCUCCCGGCGGCACGGCCCCGUGAUGCUCCUCCGCCUCGGCCACGUCCUGACGCUCGUGCUCUCCUCCGCGGAGGCGGCAAGGCAGGUGAUGAAGGUCCACGACGCCGCCAUCGCGAACCGGCCCGUGUACACCACCGCGGACGUCUUCACCAACGGCGGCCAGAACAUUUCAUUCGCGCGCCACGACAGCCGGCACUGGAAGGCCGUCCGGAAGCUGUGCACCGUGGAGCUGCUCAGCCCGAGGCGCGUCCGCUCGUUCCGCCCUGUCCGGGAGGAGGCGGAGAGGCUCGUGCGGUCCGUCGCUGAUGCCGGCGAGAGAGUGAAGGUCAUGAUUAACGACGUCAUCAUGAGGGUCUCCGUCGGCGACCGGUGCCAGCGGAGGGCGCUGUACCUCGAGGAGCUGGACAGGGCGAUCGACCGCAUGUCCGGGUUCAACUUGACCGAUCUGUUCCCGACAUCGCGGCUGGCGCGGGUGCUCGGCAGCCGGUCCCUUAGGGCGACGUUGGAGGUGCACGGGAGGAUCCAGUCCAUCAUGCAUGGACGCCAUGGUCCAUGA
This is a messenger RNA of Triticum turgidum subsp. durum (durum wheat), 1770 nucleotides long. NCBI's taxonomy places the organism in Eukaryota, Viridiplantae, Streptophyta, Magnoliopsida, Poales, Poaceae. The record is from the annotation of a GenBank genome assembly.